Molecule: messenger RNA, 2414 nt
Organism: Molossus molossus (Pallas's mastiff bat)
Lineage: Eukaryota; Metazoa; Chordata; Mammalia; Chiroptera; Molossidae
Gene: TSNAXIP1
Product: translin associated factor X interacting protein 1
Exons: 16
Coding region: 107-2272 (721 amino acids)
Cellular component (GO): cytoplasm
Source: RefSeq, a predicted model, not a curated record
ACGCCCGCGCCGCGCUAACGCAGGGGCCUGGUCGCCAUGGCGACGGGUUGUACACUACCACUUCUUCCAAGGCCGCGGAUGCUGGCCGGCCGGUUGUCCGAGGGUCAUGGCCUCCCCUAAGCCACCGAGCUCUAGCUUCGCGAUCAUGUCGAGAACAUACCUGCGGCCUUCAGCAGUGACCAUAGAUGACUCCUUCUUAACAGAAACCAAUACCCAGAAAUGCAAGCUUUCUCAGAAACGGAAGACACUGUCUUCUUGUCAGUCCUCCAUGGGCGGCCACCUGUCCCCAUGGCCCACAUACACCAGUGGCCAGACCAUUCUGCAUAAUCGGAAGCCCUGUUCAGAUGAGUACUGGAAGAGAGCAGGUACCUGGCAGCAGCAUCCCCUAGGCACUACCAAGCCAAGGUAUCUGGAGCAGCUAGAGAACUACCUACGCAAGGAGCUCCUUCUGCUGGACCUGAGCACGGAUUCUGCCCAGGAGCUGAGGCUGCAGCCUUACAGAGAGAUCUUUGAAUUCUUCAUAGAGGACUUCAAAACAUACAAGCCAUUGCUAUCCUCCAUCAAGAAUGCAUAUGAGGUGAUGCUGGCUCACCAGAGGGAGAAGAUUCGGGCUCUGGAACCCCUGAAGGCCAAGCUUGUCACUGUGAAUGAGGACUGCAAUGAAAGGAUCCUAGCCAUGAGGGCUGAAGAGAGAUCUGAAAUCUCCAUGCUGAAGAAAGAGAAGAUGAUUUUGCUAAAACUCAUUGACAGAAAGAAUGAGGAGAAGAUCUCACUGCAGAGCGAGGUGACCAAACUAAGGAAGAACUUGGCUGAGGAGUACCUGCGCUACCUGACUGAACGAGAUGCCCGCAAGAUCCUCAUCGCAGACUUGAAUGAGCUACGGUACCAGCGGGAAGACAUGUCACUAGCCCAGUCCCCAGGUAUCUGGGGGGAGGACCCCGUGAAGUUAACACUGGCUCUGAAGAUGACCCGGCAAGACCUGGCCCGCACGCAGAUGGAACUCAACACCAUGAAGGCCAACUUUGGAGACGUGGUGCCCAGGAGGGACUUUGAAAUGCAGGAGAAGACCAACAAAGAUCUGCAGGAGCAGCUGGAAAGCCUGAGAGACGACUAUGAAGAGGUCCGCAAAGAGCAUGAGAUACUGCUGCAGUUGCACAUGAGCACGCUGAAGGAGCGGGACCAGUUUCAUUCUGAGCUGCAGGAGAUUCAGCGCACCUCCACACCACGGCCUGACUGGACCAAGUGCGAAGAUGUGGUGGCUGGGGGCCCAGAUCGCUGGCACAUGCUGGCCAAGGGCAAGAACAGUGAUCAGUUGGUGGAUGUGCUCCUAGAGGAGAUUGGCGAGGGGCUGCUUCGGGAGAAAGACUUCUUCCCUGGUCUGGGAUAUGAGGAAUCCAUCCCCUCUUUCCUUCGGUUUGAUGGAGUUGUAGAGAACAAGAAGCCCUCCAAGAAGGAUGUGGUAAACCUCCUCAAGGAUGCUUGGAAGGAACGUCUUGCUGAGGAGCAGGUCAGAUCUCACCAGCCAUCUGGCCAGAAAGAGAAGUUCCCAGAUUUCUUCUUCAAUUUCUUGGAGCGUCACUUUGGGCCUGCUGAUGCCAUGGCCUGGGCUUACACCAUUUUUGAAUAUAUUAAGCUCUUCCACUCCAAUGAGAUCAUGAGUCAGUUCUAUGCAAUACUGAUGGAAAAGAGGAGCGAAAGUGUGUACAUCAAGCAGAAGGAGACAGUAACACAGCUGCUGAAGGAGAUGACAAAUGUUGACAGUCAGAAUGAAGGGCUACUAACCAUGGAGCAGUUAAGCACUGUCCUGAAGAGCACCUUCCCCAUCAAGAAGGAAGAGAAAAUUCAGGAGCUGAUGGAGGCAGGAGGCUGGCAUUCCAACAGCAGCAAUGCAGACUUUCUUAACUACCACUCAUUGUUUAUGGAGGAUGAAGAGGGCCACAGUAUGCCCUUUGUGCAAAAGCUGUGGGAACAGUACAUGGAUGAAAAGGAUGAGUACUUACAAGAGCUAAAGCAGGAGCUGGGCCUGGAACUCCAUGAUGAAGUAACCCUACCCAAGGUGCGUGAGACCCUGAUGAUCAUUGAUCCAAGCCUGGACAAGCAGACCCUGAACAGCUAUUUGAGCCAGGCCUUCCAGCUCCCUGUGACAGAACUGCCAGAGGAGAGUGAGGAGAAGGAAGAGGACAUUGUUAUACAGCUCCAGACUGUCCUGGAACGGCUUCAGAUAGUUGACAUCAGGCGUAGGGGUCCUCGGGAGCAGGAGCCUACAAGCUAGGGCCACUGUGGGCAGCUAACCUCUGACUUUUAGUAUAAAACUGUUUGUCUGAACCCAUGCUACUCUCCAGGUUAUAUUGGGGAGUCAAGGGGAGGGGGCUGGAUGACCCCAGGAUAUGUAUCAAAACACAGAAUAUUCUGUU